AUGGCGAGAGAUAUUAGAGCAAUACCAAUCAAUCGUACUUGCAAUGAUGCUGUCAGCAUUAGUAUGUGCGGUGGCGAAAGGAAUGAAUCCAAUCCAUCUUGGAUGGGAUGGGUGGAUUAUGCCAUCCAUGCACCUCCUGAUGGUCCCAUUCCAGAGGAUUGGCCUUCUGUAAACGAAAUGAAAGUCCUUCUAAAGGCUACUGGUGAACAAUGGGACAAGGGCGGUCUGGAAUCACCAUCCAAAGACGGGUACCUUCUGCCGCCUGGGUAUGGCGACAGCGAUGAUGAGACUGCAGAUGAGGCUAUACGCCGACUUUGUGGAGACUGGCGUCGAAUUCUGAGGAAUGCUAGGGAAAGGGAUCAACCGGACAUGUACCCGUCUGCCGAAUCUGAUCUUCAAGAAUUUCUGUCGACAGGAAAGUCAGGAUGCAAUCAUGAGGGGGCACCGAUGCCACUAAAGAUUCAGGUGGUAAUUUUGCCUAAGAAUCGAGUGUUUGGUGCCCAUGCUCAUCCAACCAUAGAACUGGAAUUGACUCUCCGGGGUGCCCUAAGAGAAGUACGCCUAGUGACAAAUGAUGCAUCAAAGCCUCUCUCAGUCCCUCACCGUGGGCCUUGGGAACUACGACCUGAAGGUAAGACAAUGGUGGGCCCAAACUUUGCCGACAGUGGAGAUCUUCGUUAUGCCAACCUGCCGAAUGGAGCACAAUGGAAACACAUGGAACCAGUCUGGGCCGGGAAAUAUCUGUUCAAUGAGGUUGGCUCCGUUCAUAAGUCGUAUACGGGGCCUGAAGAUGGUGCAUUCAUGGUACUGUGGGGAGGCAUCCAUGCCACUAUGUCAGCAAACGACGAAGGAAGUGCCAUUCCUAAUUCUGAUUUUCUGAACCUCGAUCAUAUUACGAAUGCAAAUGGUGAACCGAAGCAAUAG
This is a messenger RNA of Cylindrotheca closterium, 924 nucleotides long. Lineage: Eukaryota; Bacillariophyta; Bacillariophyceae; Bacillariales; Bacillariaceae. The record is from the annotation of a GenBank genome assembly.